AUCCUGACGCCAGCUCAGAUCCUUGCCUUGCCGGGUGAUAUCCGCAUCAUUGGCACACGGUGGGUGCACACGGACAAGAACCAGAAGCAGCGUCUCCUGGCACUUCACCUUUGCCACAAGACAGGUAAGACUCGCGAGCAAGUGACUAAGGAGUACCCCUUUGCUGCGAAGUCCCGCUUGGUUGUGCAAGGCCACCAAGAGGAUGCUUCAGACAUCCGCACUGACUCGCCAACGGCAUCACUCCUGGCCUUUAACCUCGUGAGUGCCGUCGCAGUCUUGAAGGGUUGGCAAGUGUUGGCUGCAGACGCGUCCACCGCCUACCUUCAAUCUCAUGGAAUAAGCCGCUUGCUUAUUCUUCGCCCUCCGAGGCCGCCUCCUCCCGGACUCGGACCAAAUGACCUCCUGAGAGCAAAAGGGUCCAUAUACGGCGCCCGAGAUGCAGGCCGUUCCUGGUGGAAGAGACUUUACAAAUCUCUCCGUCAGAAUGGAUGGCGUAUGUCGGCCAUCGAACCGGCGCUUUUCAUUCUGGCAAGUGGUCCUUCUUUGCUUGGAGUGCUCAUUACCCAUGUUGAUGAUAUCUAUGCCUGUGGGAAGUCUGCCUUCCGUGGACUUAUCGGCCAGAUGGGAUGGGUCGUUCGACAGUCACGCCCCGACCUCAUGGUCAACGUCAGCAUGGCUGCCCAGGCCAUGGGAGCCCCGAGGGUCAAGGACGUUGUUGCCCUGAACAAGGCCGUGAAGCUCCUCAAGGACUCCUCCGAACACAAGUGGUGCUUCAAGAAGCCCAGCUUCAAGCUCGAAGAGGCCGUCGUCUUCUCCUUUGCGGACAGCAGCUUCGCCAACGUGGAAGGCGGCAAGUCCCAGUGCGGCUACGUAGUGGGUCUGACAACCAAGGACAUCUUUGACGGCGACCUGGUGCCGAUCCUCGUCUUGGAGACCUACUCCGGCAGCAUAAAGCGAGUAUGCCGCAGCACCCUGGCUGCUGAGGCCAAUGGCUUUCUUGCUGGCGCUGAGGCCGCAGAGUACCUGAGGAUGCUCUUGAUGGAGCUCACGCACCCGGACAUUCCGAUCCGCGACUUGGACAACCACUACUUGAAGGAGAAGAUCGCUAUGUUCACAGAUGCUCGGAGCCUGGAGCAGUCCAUCAACAAGGACACUGGCCAACCAGCGGACAAAAGAGUCCGCAUCCUGCUCGCCCAGGUCAAGGAAAUGAUCGGGGAGAACACGUUCGAGGACGAUGCCCCGGCCUACGCCACCUGGGUGGACACGUCGCAGAUGCUGGCGGAUGUUCUGACUAAAGAAGGGUGUGACCGCGAGCCACUUUUGUAUGCCCUCGCCGAAGGCGUAUGGCAACUAAAAGCCUCCAAGGCCGCUCAGGAGAGAAAGCUCCUGAUCCGUGCUGGGAGGCACUCUCGUAAAGCCGCCCGCUCACGAGCCGAGGACGGGUGUUGA
Symbiodinium pilosum is the source of this 1449-nucleotide messenger RNA. Lineage: Eukaryota; Dinophyceae; Suessiales; Symbiodiniaceae. The record is from the annotation of a GenBank genome assembly.